Messenger RNA from Trichosurus vulpecula (common brushtail), 1805 nucleotides. RefSeq names its product cytochrome P450 4B1-like. Lineage: Eukaryota; Metazoa; Chordata; Mammalia; Diprotodontia; Phalangeridae. Bases 1 to 1533 code for a protein of 510 amino acids. Gene Ontology annotation, molecular function: heme binding; oxidoreductase activity, acting on paired donors, with incorporation or reduction of molecular oxygen; monooxygenase activity. The record is from RefSeq and is a predicted model, not a curated record. The transcript has 12 exons.
AUGUUCUCACAACUCUCCUCAUGGCUCCCUGUGAGCCUCCCCAGGCUGUGGCUGUGGGCAUCUUCCCUGGUCCUGACCCUGGGCCUGUUCCAACUGACCCGACUCCUGUCCAGGAGGCAGAAGCUUCUUCAAGGCCUAAAGAGCUUCCCUGGGCCACCCACUCACUGGCUCUUUGGGCAUGCCAAGGAGAUGAAGGAAGACGGAGAAUUGGACAAAGUUCUGUCAUGGUCCAACAUUUACCCCUGUGCACACCAACUGUGGAUGGGGAAGUUUCUUGGUUUCCUGAAUAUCUAUGAUCCUGACUACACCAAGGCUGUGUACAGUCGAGGAGAUCCCAAGGCCUUUGACGUAUAUGGUUUCUUCUUACCAUGGAUUGGCAUGGGCCUACUGGUCUUGGAUGGGCCCAAGUGGUUUCAGCACCGGAAACUGCUCACCCCUGCCUUUCACUCAGAGGUCCUAAAACCAUAUGUGGACCUGUUUGUGGAGUCUACCAAAGCUAUGCUGAACAAAUGGGAGAAGAAGAUUCAGAAAGACAAGUGUGUGAAUAUCUUCCCAGAUGUGGGUCACAUGGCUCUGGACAGUUUGAUGAAAUGUAUCUUUGGAAGGAGCAGUAGGAGCCAGACACAGAGUGACACCAGAUAUUAUCAGGCCAUCGGGGAACUCACCUUGUUGAUGCAAGAGCGAAUGGCAGCCUUCCAGUAUCACAACGACUUCUUCUACUACUGGUUUACGCUUCAUGGCCGAAAGUUCCUUCAGGCCUGCAAGGUUGCUCAUGACUACACUGGCCAGGUGAUUAGGGCCAAAAAGGCUGCGCUGAAGGAGGAGGAGGAGCAGGAAAAGAUUCAAGAGAAGAAACGCCUGGAUUUCCUGGACAUUCUUCUUGGGGCUGUAGAUGAGAGCAAGACCAACUUGUCAGAUGCAGACCUACGGGCUGAGGUGGACACAUUCAUGUUUGAAGGUCAUGACACCACCACCAGUGGCAUCUCCUGGUUCCUGUACUGCAUGGCCCUCCACCCAGAGCACCAACAGCGAUGCCGGGAAGAGGUCCAGGACAUCUUGGGAAAUCGUGACACUGUCCAGUGGGAAGACCUGGGGAAAAUGACUUACCUUACCAUGUGCAUCAAGGAGAGUUUCCGCCUAUAUCCUCCAGUGCCCCAGGUUUAUCGGCAGCUCAACAAGCCUGUUACCUUCAUGGAUGGGAAGUCGCUACCUGAAGGCAGCCUGGUCUCUCUCCACAUCUAUGCCCUGCACAGGAACCCAACCGUCUGGGACAAGCCUGAGGUGUUUGACCCCCAGCGCUUCUCUCCAGAGAAUUCCUCUACUCGUCACCCCUAUGCAUUCAUUCCCUUCUCAGCUGGGCCCAGGAACUGCAUUGGGCAGCAGUUUGCCAUGACAGAGAUGAAGACAGUCAUAGCCCUCUGCCUCCUUCACUUUGAGUUUUCUCUGGAGCCCUCCAGGAUGCCCAUCAAACAGCUUCAGCUUAUCCUACGCUCUAAGAAUGGCAUCCACCUUAACUUGAAGAAGCUGAUCUAGGAGGGAGCAGAGCCUGGAGCUCUGUCUUGUGCAUGGUGGGGGAUGGGGUGGGACAGCGGUGGUGGUGGUAAAGUGAGUUUGCUGAUGCAGACUGAACAUGGCUCUGGCCUCCUGGGAGCUUAGAAUCUGGUACAGGAAUGAAGAUAGACACAGGCCCUAGGGUGUUGAUUUUUCUCUCUAGUUGGACACAAGCAUAUAGCUAUAUGUGCAAGCAAUUGUUCUACCAGCAUAGGAACAUCUCAUAUCCUAACAUGUUGUAUCAGUUUGGAAGA